Cercospora beticola is the source of this 501-nucleotide messenger RNA. RefSeq lists its product as uncharacterized. Lineage: Eukaryota; Fungi; Ascomycota; Dothideomycetes; Mycosphaerellales; Mycosphaerellaceae. The record is from RefSeq and is a predicted model, not a curated record.
AUGCGUCUCAACAUCUUCGCUUUCCUGGCACCUCUCCUCAGCACUACGCUGCACGUUGGUCACACCUCGGCGUUAGCCUUUCCCUCUCCGGAUACCUCCCUUUCCACAAUCCCCUCCGCCGACCUCGUCGCCCGCGCUCCCUCCAAGACUGGCAGGAUCACCGUUGGCGACGGCAAAAAGAAAGGCAAAGUCAUUGUCGAUAUCAAAUGGACGUCCAAGGAAAAAGUCUCAAUUCGACUGACAGUCCAAAACCCUCAAGACCACGAUGUCUUUGGAACGUACCGCGUGUACUUCGCCGACAAGAAGUACAAGGAUUUGAAGUUGAAUGCCGGACCGGGAGGAAGUACGAGGUAUGAUCCGAGCGGAACAGGUUUCACGCCGUGGACUAAGUCGGGGAUUGAUCUCACGGGCGUGCGGGCCUAUGCUUGUGAUGACAAGGCUUUGGCGAAGGAUGAUUGUGAUGAUAAAUUCAUUCCCUGGGGCGCCGCGAAGCCCACUUGA